AUGGGUAAGAAGAAGUUAGUGAAGAAAACUAAAGAGCUUUCAGUAGCAAUAGCGGAAUCAUCAACAAUAGCUGAAGAAACCCAGCAACAACAACAAACUCCUACAAAGAGAGGUAGAGGAAGACCUCGCAAAAUCAUUGAGACAAGUGAAGUGGUGAAGGAAGAAACAGCAGCAUCAGAAGAAGAUAUAGAGAGAGAAGCCAAAAAUAUUAAAACAAGUACUGAUCAAGAUGAAGAAAAAGCUAAAGAUGAGCAACAACAACAGCAAAUUACGAAAGUAGUAGUUGGAGCAGCAUCAUCUUCAAAGAAGGAACCACCGAGAAGCAGAGCUAAGCGUAAGAGCAAGCCGAGAAAGAGCAGCUAA
Ilex paraguariensis (yerba mate) is the source of this 363-nucleotide messenger RNA. Lineage: Eukaryota; Viridiplantae; Streptophyta; Magnoliopsida; Aquifoliales; Aquifoliaceae. The record is from the annotation of a GenBank genome assembly.